CCAAGCAACGACGUGAAGUGGGUUACUUUCAUCAUCUCCCUCUUCCUGCAUCUCGACUGGAAACUAGACGGUUCUGAUGUCGUAAUAUGAAGGGUUUUAUUUUCAUCUUCAUCUCUCUGUUCCUCCUUCCAGCCUUGAACUCCUCCAUUGCAGCUGAUACCAUUUCUCCAUCACAAUCCAUCACCGGCUCGAAUACCUUGGUUUCUUUCAACCAAAGAUUUGUACUAGGACUCUUCUCCCCUUCCAAUUCUGCAGCAUGGUAUUUAGGCUGGUACAAGAAGUUUCCAGAUGUUGUUUGGGUUGCAAACAGAGAAAAGCCACUUCCAGAUGUAAAUGGAGCCUUGACAUUAUUAGAAAAUGGCAGUCUUAUUCUUUCAGACCAAAAGAACAACACGGUUUGGUCCUCAAAUACUUCCAGAGUUGCUGAGAACCCAAUUGCGCAGCUCUUGGUGACUGGAAAUCUUGUUGUUAGAGACCAGGCGCCUUUGACAGCAACAGCAGACUCCGAAAGUUAUGUGUAUCAAAGUUUUGAUUACCCAUCAGACACGCUUUUACCAGAUAAGGUGGGGUGGGAUUUUAGGACUGGCCAAAACCAUUUCUUGACUAGUUGGAAAAAUGCAACUGAUCCGUCCCCUGGAGAAUAUACUAAUAGGAUUGAUAACCCUGAGUUGCCUCAGCUUGUUGUUGCUCAAGGAUCAAAGAAAGUUGUUAGGACAGGACCUUGGAAUGGUCUUCGAUUUACAGGUACUACUGGUUCGGUUGCUCAAAGCAAACCAUUUCUGGUACCAAUCUUUGUGUACAAUACCAAUGAGUUGUAUUACAAAUCUGAGGUUACUGAUGAUUCUAUUCUGACAAGAGUGACACUGACUGAGUUGGGUUUAGCUCAGCGGCUGGUGAUGAAUGAAGGGAACAGCAAAUGGGGUGUUAUGUACACUCUGCAGAACAAUCAGUGUGAUGAUUAUGGUGAGUGUGGGGCAAAUGGCAUUUGCAAGAUAUACAAAUCACCGAUUUGUGAAUGCUUGCAGGGGUUUGUUCCCAAAUCUCCAAACGAAUGGGAGUUUCUUAACUGGACAAGCGGGUGCACGAGGAGGACACCAUUGCAUUGUCAGAAAGGGGAAGGGUUUGUGAAGAUUAAUAAUGUGAAACUGCCAGAGUAGUUGGAUUUUCGGGUGGACAAAAACUUGCUUAACAAGGAGGAAUGUGAGGCAGAGUGUUUGAGGAUCUGUUCCUGUAUGGCUUAUGCUAAUUCAGACAUUACCAGUGGAGACAAAGCAUGUCUAAUGUGGUUUGGCAAGCUGAUUGAUAUGCGGGAGAUCGUUGAAGAUGGUGAACGGAUAUAUAUUCGGAUGCCAGCUUCCUAACUAGGUGGUACCAGCAAGAAACAUAGAAGAGUACUGCUCAUCUCAGUCAUAUCAUCAGCAGGUUUUGUUAUGCUGGUAUAUGUAUCUGAAGAAGAAACAAAAGGAAACGGGCUCAAGAACCAGUGAGUAAGACUUGGAGUUGCCACUGUUUGAUUAUGGUACAAUUGCAAUUGCUACUAAUGACUUCUCCGGGACAAAGGUUUUGGUUCGGUUAACAAGGCCAAGUUAACUCAAGAAGAGUUUGUAGCAAUAAAGAGACUCUAGAGAGAUUUUGGGCAAGGUCUUGAAGAGUUUAAGAAUGAAGUUACUAUGAUAGCCAAUCUUCAACACUGGAACCUUGUUAAACUUCUGGGAUGCUGGAUUGAAGGAGAAGAAAGGAUGCUGAUAUAUGAGUACAUGCCAAACAAAAGCUUGGACUGCUUUAUUUUUGAUGAAAACAAGAAGUUGUUGCUGAACUGGCAAAAGCGGCGCGACAUAUUAAUUGGAAUUGCUAGAUGGCUUCUUUACCUACAUGAAGACUCCAGGCUAAGAAUCAUUCAUAGGGACCUUAAGAGUAGCAACAUCUUACUCGAUGAUGAGCUGAACCCUAAAAUAUCUGACUUUGGUAUAGCAAGGAUUUUUGGACGCAAUCAGACUGAAGCUUAAACCAAACGGGUCAUUGGGACAUAUGGAUAUAUGUCCCCAGAGUAUGCAAUUGCUGGGAAGUUUUCAGUGAAAUCUGAUGUCUUCAGUUUUGGAGUGCUUUUGUUAGAGAUAGGAAGUGGCACAAAGAACAGAAGGUUUCAUCAUCCUGAUCACCAUCACAAUCUUUUAGGACAUGAAAGUAUCAGUUAUUUUUUGCCAAAAAAAGAAGUAUCAGUUAUUUGGUUGGAUAACUUUCAGCAUUUGGUGUCUCUAAUCUCUAAACUUGCAUAUGGAACCCCAAAUAGAACGUCCUAGGACCUUAUUCGAGAUGCUCCUAGGGACUCAAAUCACAAGUGAAGAACAUAAAAGUUGGAUAUGUCACAGUUUUUGUAUUUUUUUUUCGCUUUUUUUUCUAUGUAUUUUAACACUGCUGCUCUCAUUUUAACUUUUACAAGGUGAAUAUCUCUCUAACGGUCUAACCAUUACAUCUUUCUGGUUUCUUGCCACAAUAAAGCUGUAUUAAUUUUGCCAGUUAACAAU
Argentina anserina (silverweed cinquefoil) is the source of this 2525-nucleotide messenger RNA. Its product is annotated as S-locus-specific glycoprotein S13-like. The record is from RefSeq and is a predicted model, not a curated record. NCBI's taxonomy places the organism in Eukaryota, Viridiplantae, Streptophyta, Magnoliopsida, Rosales, Rosaceae. Gene Ontology annotation, biological process: recognition of pollen.